Molecule: messenger RNA, 297 nt
Organism: Dermacentor andersoni
Lineage: Eukaryota; Metazoa; Arthropoda; Arachnida; Ixodida; Ixodidae
Source: RefSeq, a predicted model, not a curated record
AGCCAAUUCAGACUCCUAACACGCCUAGGGAGCCAAUUCAGACUCCGAAAACCCCUCGGGAGCCAAUUCAGACUCCUCACAGGCACUCCGGACACGCCUGCGGAGCCAGUUCUGACUCCAAACAGGCCUGCGGAGCCAGUUCAGACUCCGAACAGGCCUGCGGAGCCAAUUCAGACUCCGAACAGGCUCCGAACAGGCCUAGGGAGCCAAUUCAGACUCCGAACAAGCCUAGGGAGCCAAUUCAAACUCCGAACAAGCCUAGGGAGCCAAUUCAGACUCCGAGCACGCCUAGGGAGC